AUGGGGAUCCUCACAGACUCACAGAACAAGAGAAGCCCCUCUUCUUCUUCAACAUCACCCUGUGCUAAUCUCAGAGCUGCUUACCACAAUUGUUUCAGCAGGUGGUAUUCAGAGAAGUUUGUAAAGGGUCAAUGGGACAAAGAAGAAUGCGUUUCAGAAUGGCAGAAAUACAAAGCUUGCCUCUCUCAACAUUUGGAAGAUAAACAGUUGAGUCGCUUCUUGGAGGCUGAAGGGCCUGUGAGCUCCACCAUUGAAGUUUCUUCCUCCAGAACAACCAAAACCGAUGGCGCUCCUCCUGGUUCUUCUCAGUAG
This is a messenger RNA of Prunus armeniaca (apricot), 312 nucleotides long. The record is from the annotation of a GenBank genome assembly. NCBI's taxonomy places the organism in Eukaryota, Viridiplantae, Streptophyta, Magnoliopsida, Rosales, Rosaceae.